AUGGCGCCCACUCUCAAGCACCGUGAUGUCGUCCCCGUGAUCCGCAAACUAGGCUGGAUCGAGAAGCGCGGCAAGGGGAGCCACACUCAUUAUAUUCACCCCUCGCGCGCGGACGUGCGCAUCACCAUCACGGCCCACGGCACGGGCGGCACCGUCGACGCGGCGGUGCUCAACACGCUCAGAGCGUUCGUCGACCGCGACGACCCCUGCGUCCCCGAGUCGUGGUUCAGAGGCGUCCCCCAAGAUCGCGAGGCCCUCCGCGCCUCCCUGUAG
This is a messenger RNA of Cutaneotrichosporon oleaginosum, 273 nucleotides long. RefSeq lists its product as uncharacterized. Gene Ontology annotation, molecular function: mRNA binding. The record is from RefSeq and is a predicted model, not a curated record. Lineage: Eukaryota; Fungi; Basidiomycota; Tremellomycetes; Trichosporonales; Trichosporonaceae.